GGAAAAUAAGAGCUGCGGUGAUCCCGUCUGACGUGACAAGUGCGGCCGGCUGGAUCUGAACUCACUUUAGAUUUCUUCAUCCGUAUUCCCAAAACAACCGCCGCACUUCCUCAUUAUUCAGCCGCAUCCAUGGGACGAAGUGCCACAGUGGAGUAUAUCACUUACAACCGCGGGACGCGUCAUGAACGGGGGGAAAGUGGUCCUGCAUGAGCGCGCUAAUUUGGUGUGUGUCCACAGUUUUUUUUGUGCGUGUGGAUGGAUGAACAGCGUGUAGCUUGACUCGUCUUCACCCCAGGCCGGACAAAACCUAGCGCCUGAGCCCGGAGCAGCCCAGCAUUGUCUGUGGCAAUAAAAACGGGUGUUCGGGCGCAAACGACCUUCCUCACACAUUUCUGUUAAAGUGAGACACAACCGCAUUCACACUGGAAACGAGAAGACGAGCAAAGAUGAAUGCUGUGCGUGGGGGCACAGUCACAUGGCGCCCUCAGCCAUGGCAGGACCGAGAUGGAGGAGGAGGAGAGCCUCUGUCGGAUAGUGACUCAGAAGAGGAGGACUUCCCUGAUGGCAGCACCACUCCACUGGGAGACUACGUCACUCUCGGACUGAAGCAGCUCCUGGAUGCUCAGCAGCUGUGCGAUGUGACCCUGCUUGUUGAGGGGAGAAAGUUCCUGUGUCACAGGGUGCUCCUAGCAGCCGUCAGCCCAUAUUUCAGGGCCAUGUUCACCAGUCCUCUGGUAGAGUCUCGCCUCACCGAGAUCCGACUGGAGGAAGUGACCCCAUCUGUCAUGGAGACCGUCAUCCAGUUUGCGUACACUGGAGAGGCGGGUCUGUCUCUUGAAACUGCUGAGGAUUUGUUUGUGGCUGCCAACCGCCUUCAGGUCAUGCCUCUUCAGGACCUGUGCUCGAGAUUUCUGUUUGAGCACCUGUCGCUGGACAACUGUCUGGGGAUGUAUUCUCUCGCUCGAUCUCACCAUGACCAGCUGUUGCUCCGUGCCUCCCUCCGGCUAGUGGCCCAGCAUUUCCCGCGCGUGUCCCGCCAUAAAGAUUUCCUCCUCCUUGAUCACGGCACUCUCGGUAGCCUCCUGAGUUCGGACCGGUUAGGAGUUGACUCAGAGGCUGAGGUGUACGAUGCUGCGAGGCGCUGGGCUGAACACCAACCCUUGGAUCGCUACGCCCACAUGCCAGCGCUGCUUCACCACCUGCGUCCAGGCCUGUUGUCCCAGGAGGAGAGUCAAAGACUGAGCCAGGAGUUGGGCCCCGCUGCAGCUGGUGAAGGCCUUGGAGGGCCCCUUCGACCAAGGGAGGGAAUGUUUGAGAAGAAAAUUGUGUGUGUGGACCUGACACAGAGGGAAGAUGAGAGUUUAGCUGCACAAGACUACACUGUGGACUGCUUUGACCCACGGACAGGCAAGUGGGAGAAGCUGGCGGCAUUGGGCUCACUGGUGAGUCCCGGCUGCGCGGCUGUGGGCGAGAGGCUGUUUGUAGCAGGAGGGAUUCUGGGGACUGGGUCAGUGUCUUCUGCUGUGCACGAAUAUGACGCUGUUAUGGACCGCUGGACAGAACGCUCCUCAAUGGGUCUACCCCGGUGUAUGUUGGGCCUUCUUGGCUGUGGUGAGUCGCUCUAUGCGUUGGGGGGAAGCAAUCGUUUGGCACUAUUAGAUUCAAGUGAGACUCUGGAGCUAGCUACCUUGAAGUGGGCACCGGGCCCUCAGUUACCCUUCCCCCUGCGUGCCUUUGCCUGUGCAGCUCUGCGGGGGCGACUCUACCUUUUAGGUGGAACAACACUUGAACAGAACCGGGCCGUGGUCCACUCAGGAGUACUUAUUUAUCACACUGUGACAGACUGCUGGACUCGAGUGGCUUUGGACUCUGGUGCCACCUGCCUUGCUGGUGGUGUAGCAGUGCGAGGAGGAGUCUGUGCCAUUGGCGGAUACAUCAGGGAUACCACUAAGUUUCUAGAUGGAAACUACACCAAUCUGGAGACUUUAGACGCCACCGGCCGUGUACUGUUUUUUAGCGAGCGCAGGGCUUUUGGUGUGGAGCGAGAAGUGACCGGAGGAGGGGUAACGGUCUCUGCUGGACAGCGCGUGGGCUCAGGGGCCAGCGAUAGAGCGCCGAGCCCUGUCGUUUUUCCCGGCCUGCCACGGCGGAUUGCAGCCGGAGGUGUGGCCAGGUGGAAACGGAGAAUUUAUGUUUUGGGCGGAGAAAACGGUUCCCGGUUCUACGACAGUAUGUACUGUUGGAAGCCUGGCUGGCGCAGCUGGGUACUGCGACGUGAAAAACUCCCUGGAGACAUGGAAGGGGUCAGUCAGUUUGGUUGCACCACUCUAAAGUUCCCGAAGAAACACAUUCUCUCCAGACUAAGACGAGCCAAAGAGAACUGUGUCUUGCAUGAUUAGGUUCACAGGAACCCGUUGUAAUUCAGCAAAAGUAGAACAGUACAACACUACAGGUGAGCUCCAAGGUGGGGCAGCAUUCAACAAGAGUCCUGAUUGCAACGACUACAUAGAUUGUAGAAACAGAUGGCAGGAUUAAAUAAGGUUUAAUGCACCUGAAUGUACUUUUGAUCAUCUCAAGCUAAAAUGUUUCAAAGAGGUUUUAUUUAACUUUAUAGGUUUGAUAUUAAGAAAGUUGUAGAUUAAAGUUAAAAUUACUUGAAAUGUGUUCUGUACUUCUAAGCCAUUUUUAAGUAACCUCAACAGAUGGUUUCUAUAGUUUUUUUGUUUUUAGAGGGGUUGGGGGUGGGGUUAUAUAGUGCAUUGAAAAAAGGUAUCCAUACUCCUUGAACCUUUUCCUUUUGACACGUUACAAUUGAGAUUUUAUUUGAUGGACCAACACAAAAUAGCUCAUAAUUGUAAAUUAGAAUGGAAAUGAUCCAAAGUUUUGAGAAAAUAAUCUUAAAUGUGUUGGGCAUUUGUAUUCAGCAAACCUGUUAAUGUUUUGUAUGUGUUUUUGGGGAUGUGGCAGAAAACCGGAGUGCCCGGAGAAAACUCCACAGAGGCACGGCUGGGAUUGAAUCCGGUUCCUCAGAACUGUAAAUCCAAGGCGCGACAGCUGCUCCACUUUUUCACCUUCUAAUUGUCCUGUGUAGGAGUUUUCCCACCUGCGCCAUGGAUUUCUGAGUGACCAUUUCUUACUUAACACUGCUUCUCUGAGUAGCGCUUGCCUCACUCGCUCUUAGGUUAGAGCACCGAUGUCACACGUUUUUGUGCGGGCCACAUCAUAGUUAUGGUAGUCCCCGGAGGGCCAUUAUGACUAUACUCAUAAAUGUAUGGUCAUUUUAGGUAUUUCACACCAAAUUCAAAACUACUUUUAAAAUUAGAAACCAGUAAAAACUUUGUUCCAUUGUCCAGUUUAUUUUAAAAGGGGCCUUGGUAACAAAAUGCUUGCAGCAUUGUUCUUAAAAAAAAAAAAAAAAAACACACAGUGGGCCCUACCGGCCUUGAGUGUGACAGUAAUGGUUCUGACAAUGGCCAUGUCUUAGUAGAUUUGCAGUUGGUGCCAUACGUUUUCAAUUUUUGAAAGAUGAAUGAACACUUCCCACAUGGGAAAAUCCAUUUAGAACAACCCUGUUUUACACUUCUCCACAACCUGUCUGGUGCCUUUAUGUUGCUGCUGUUGAGUAAUGUUGUGAAAGCCCUUCACAGAAUAUAUUAAGGAUAUAUUCCUAUUAGGUGAAUUACACAGGUCGACUCUUAUUGAGGUGAGAUUUGACGACAAUUGCAGUGAUUGGAGAGGGGCUGAAUGCAAAUUCACACCAAACUUCAGAUAAGUCACUUAAAAUUGUGAAAACCAUACAUCAUUAAAGUUUCACUUAAUUAUGUGCUACCUUUGUAAUUGUAAGGUCACAAAAUGUUCAAGGGGCAUGGGUACUUUUUCAAGGCAUUGUGUAUAAGUUAGUGUUUUGUUUUACCCACGUGGUUGAUCUGAAACAAGCAAAAGAUGUGUACACCAUGGUUUAUGGAUAGAUUUAUUAAACAAUUUUUAUCCUCCAA
Syngnathoides biaculeatus (alligator pipefish) is the source of this 3995-nucleotide messenger RNA. RefSeq lists its product as uncharacterized. The transcript is spliced from 5 exons. The coding region runs from base 447 to 2399 and encodes 650 amino acids. Gene Ontology annotation, molecular function: protein binding. The record is from RefSeq and is a predicted model, not a curated record. NCBI's taxonomy places the organism in Eukaryota, Metazoa, Chordata, Actinopteri, Syngnathiformes, Syngnathidae.